Molecule: messenger RNA, 330 nt
Organism: Colletotrichum higginsianum IMI 349063
Lineage: Eukaryota; Fungi; Ascomycota; Sordariomycetes; Glomerellales; Glomerellaceae
Exons: 2
Coding region: 1-330 (109 amino acids)
Source: RefSeq, a predicted model, not a curated record
AUGGGGCUCUAUGUCUCGGCCGAUGGGAGUGUCGCCAGUGCCAAGAAACCCGUUCCGAUGAUUCCUCUCCAUUUCUUUUCUUGCGACUCGCCUGGAAAACGAAGUUACGUACCGCGCAUCGCGCUCCUGAGGACCUCGUUCAAGACUCACUCCCAUAACGGCGACAUGGAUCGUCAGGAUAUCGCUCAUGUCGGCCUCUCUUGUCACUCGGCCUCUCUACACGGGAGGGCUUUCCCGAACCCAUUUUCGUCGUGGCUCGCCUCAUCCCCGAACCCAACAAGCUUCGUGGGUGCCGGGGCCCACCCGCCGUCCUCAUCCGUUGCGAGUUGA